This is a messenger RNA of Aethina tumida (small hive beetle), 399 nucleotides long. RefSeq names its product L-xylulose reductase-like. Gene Ontology annotation, biological process: glucose metabolic process; xylulose metabolic process. The record is from RefSeq and is a predicted model, not a curated record. Gene Ontology annotation, molecular function: L-xylulose reductase (NADPH) activity; carbonyl reductase (NADPH) activity. Lineage: Eukaryota; Metazoa; Arthropoda; Insecta; Coleoptera; Nitidulidae. Bases 1 to 399 code for a protein of 132 amino acids. The transcript is spliced from 3 exons.
AUGGAUAUUAAGUUUACCGGUAAAAGAGCAAUGAUUGAAAAAAAAAGUCAAGCUUUGGAAAAUGUAGGUCCAAUUGACUUGUUGGUAAAUAAUGCCGUUCUUGGUUGGCUCAAACCAAUCACUGAAAUAAUUGAAGACGAUCUAGACAGAAUUUUAGGAAUAAAUACGAAAGCACUAAUCCACGUAACUCAAAUCGUCGUCAAAAAUUUAAUCUCCAGGAAAGAAACAGGUUCGAUUGUAAAUAUAUCGUCUCAAGCUGGACUGGUCAAACUUAUGGAACAUACCGUGUAUUGCGCCUCUAAAGGAGCAGUUGAUGCAUUUACUACACCUGCAGCUUUGGAACUAGGUUCUCAUGGAAUUAGAGUUAAUAGUGUCAAUUCAAGUCAUAAUAACGACUGA